AGUGAAGACACUUUGUCGACAACAAAAUUAAAGCAUUGCUUCAAAUAACUAACAAUUUAUGAAAUAUUGAUUAAUUGAUUGUUAUUUAUAAACUAAAUGCCAUUAAUAACACCAAAAGACUUAACCGCCGGUCAAAUCAUUUAUGAUAUCAAACCUGUGGCUCAUAUCGUAUGUCAAGAAUUUAAGAACAAAUUCUGUGACAAUUGUCUCAAACGAUCGGAUGGUUUGUUGAAAUGCAAAAUAUGUGGACAAAUGUAUUAUUGCGGUAAAGAGUGUCAAAAACAGGAUUSGAAGACAUACCACAAGAAUGAAUGCCAACAUUUGGCAAAUAAGAAGUUCAAUUCUAAACAUUUCUUAGACGAAGAGAUGCUCUUUCUUCGUAUUUAUCUUCGGCUCAAAACUUGUGAUUCAUUUGCUAUCAAGAAGUAUGACUUGUUUGACGGCUCACAGAUGUGUUUAAACGACAUUGAGUUUGAUGAAGAGGUCAUUAAAAAAGACACCGAAAGGAUGGAAGAGUUUGGACGAGUUUGUUCUCACAUGAGAUCAAUUGGCAUCAAAUGCGAUGAUAAACGACUUCUUCAUUGGUUUGGAUGUCUKUCUAGUAAUCCAUCGCAUGUCGGACUUAAAUGGUAUGGAAAAGACCCGAAAGAUUAUGAUUUGGUUUCAGAGAUAAUUUGUCGCGCAUUUUGUCCACAAUUAUCAUCACUAAAGCACUCAUGUCUGCCAAAUGCAGCCCACGUUACCAAUGGUUUAUCACUUCAAUUGAGAGCUAUUAAAGACAUGAAUAAAAGCGAUGAAAUAACCAUUAGUUAUAUUCGUUUGGAUCAAAAUAAAGACAAACGACUUAUGCAAUUGAAGACUGAUUUUUAUAUGCAGAAGUGUCAGUGUCUCAAAUGCGAUCAAAACUUAGAUAAAACUGUUAAUUAUGAAGCAUUUGAUGACAUAAUUAAGAGAGAAUUGAGUCAAUUUGCAACAUUCACACCAUCUGAUCCAAAAACAUGGAUUCAAUUACAAUCUCUAUCUGAAAGAGUCAUUCCUCUCUAUUGUAUGGUUUACGGUGAUUAUCACCCAUUUCUGACGGCAACUCUUAUGGAGUGUUCAAUGGCUACAUAUAUGACGGCAAAGAUUGCACACAAAUCAGCGCACAAAUGGAAACCAUUGCUUCUCGAGUACUAUCGUCUCGUGGAUCAGCACUUGAAGGUGACUCACGGUAUCGAUCAUCCAUUGUAUGACAUCUUUUAUUCUUCUUUUGUUAAAAUGUAA
Oppia nitens is the source of this 1263-nucleotide messenger RNA. Its product is annotated as SET and MYND domain-containing protein DDB_G0273591-like. The transcript has 2 exons. Bases 97 to 1263 code for a protein of 388 amino acids. The record is from RefSeq and is a predicted model, not a curated record. Gene Ontology annotation, cellular component: nucleus. Gene Ontology annotation, molecular function: protein binding. NCBI's taxonomy places the organism in Eukaryota, Metazoa, Arthropoda, Arachnida, Sarcoptiformes, Oppiidae.